CUCCCAGCAAACACCCGACGUUGACACAACGUUGGAUCAACGUUGAAAUUUGGUCGCGACGUCGGCGACCUUCAUAUAACGUUGAACCAACGUUGAAACCCCGACGUCUAACAAACGUUUCAUUUUGACGUCGUAUCGACGUCGGAAUUGGUCGGUAAUCUGACAAUAUGUGACUUUAAUUAUAAAUAAUUGAUGAAACCCAAUAUAUUUAAAUCAAAUCAUUAACAGCGAGAAAUUGUGUUCUGUUUUGAAAGGAAAAAAUUAUACAUUUAUCUCCCCGUCAAAACAAGAACAUGGUCACGUGGGUGGCGUUCCCAUGCGAUAUUCGCAAGGUGGCGCUCUGUAAACGGAUAGCCGCAGAUCAGUAUAAAAGAUAUGUGCUCUGUCUUCUUUGUACAUGAUAAAAUAUUUCUGUGAGGAAGUUUAAAAAGCGUUUUUACUAAUUAACGAUUCGGUUGUUCCAUAUUUGUGGGCUUAUUUUAUUCGUGGUAAAUAAUUAAGUGCAUUCGAAUUUUCGGAUUUGAAAUUCAAUUUUUUGGCGGACAAGUGUACACGCGGAGAAUCGACAGACAAAGAGUUGCAGAUCUAGACUUCUAUAUUGGAAAAAAAAGAAAGCAGAAUGUGGGUAAGAGCAGUGUGGAUGGAGGGUGACAGGGAAGAAGAGGGUGUUGUACCGGAAACAUGGAUUAAAGGUGGUUACCUUUUCUGGCCACCUGGAGUUGAUGCACGGAAAGCUCGUGAAAAGAAGAUUUCACCACAGAGCACAUGGAGAAAAUUUGAACUUAUAAAAAUUAAGUGCAAAUCUGCAAAUAUGAAAGAGUGUGAGAACUACGACCAAACCACAACUGUGGAAAGUUCAGAAGAAGAAGAUGAUGAUAUUAUUAAAAGAAAAAGAAAAAAGAAGACAUAUGAAGAUUUUGUGACAGGACACGAAUCAUCUCAUUUAUCUGAGGAAUGUCAUGGUGAGAGGCCUGGAAAAAAGCAGAAGGCAUUGCCUGAUGAAGUACAUCUCCCUGAUCCUCCAAAGAAGGUGACUGGAAGAAUUGAGGAUAAAUCUACAGCUAAAACUGGAGAACGAGCAAGAUCAAGCUCAGAUUCCUUUAAUCUAUCACAAACAGUGUCAGCGUCCAAAAGGUCACGGUCAAUUUCUUCAGGUGAUUCAGACUUACAGAUCCACUCUGUUCGUUCACGGUCUGUAUCACCUACUUGUUUUACUUCUCAGUCUGUUGGUUCUAAAUCAAGAUCCAGGUCAAGGUCCUCUGAAAUGUCAAGACCACUUAGUCUUUCUAGACGGAGUGGAAAUUCAGAGUCGGUUAGAGAAUCUCCUGUCUUACACAGGUCUCGAUCAAGGUCAGCAAACAAAAAUCAAUCCCGGUCAAGAUCCCCAAAUACAUUGAGAAAGAGAACCUAUGUUGAGCAUUUUGGUUCAAAAUCAAGAUCCCGGUCUAGAUCCUCUGAAAUGUCAAGACCACUUAGUCUAUCCAGAGGGGGUGGAAAUUCAGAGUCGGUUAGAGAAUCUCUCAGACAUAGGUCAAGAUCAAGGUCAAAAAACAAAACACGAUCCCGGUCUAAAUACCCAAAUGCAUCGAGAAGUAGGAGAUCAAGAUCAAAUUCUAUUGAAAGGUCAUAUUCUCAGCCUUCUUCGAGAUUGGUCAGGUCCAGGUCAAGCUCUCAAGAGCGUUUUGAGAGAUAUGCACAGAGGCAUUCAUACCAUUCUUUUUCACAGCCCCUGGAAAGGUCACGGUCCAGGUCCUAUGAUAGGAUAAGGCAUAGUUCUCCAAUAAAAGAGAGAACUGCAGAAUCAUCAACAAGGUCACAAAAACUAUGUCGAACAGACUCUCAAAGAAAACGGUCUGUGUCCCCUUUAAGGAGUCCAAUGAAUCCCAGGUCAAAAACUCCAACUGUUUGUGAUGGACAAAGAUCUGAGUUAUAUAGACCUGCAAAGGAAGAUGGAAGCAAAUUUCCAAUGCCUGAAGGAAGAUUCCAGAGAAGAGUGCUUUUUUUGUUGAGUGACUUAAAAAGUGAAAUUUUGUCACUUAAACACGAAAAAAGAAGAAGUGAAAGUGACAUUGGAAGCGGUGAAAUUCAUCAAGCAGAAACAAUGGAGGAAUUUAAAGAACUGGAAGAAAAAAUUAAAGUUCCAGAACAAAGGGUUAAAAUGGUGAAAACUCUAUCAACAAUCGGAGGUUUGAACAUGAGAGACAAUGUCAGGAAAAUAAUGGAUAGGUUGAUGUCGAAUGAAUUGAUGUCAAAAUACAAUAUGAAUGGUAACAAACAUAAGAUGUCAUUUAAGGCUUCAUCUGUUUGUGGACUUGUUAAAUCUAGCGUGAUGAGAUCACAGGUUGGAGACGGUCAAGUUUCAAAUAUAACGGAGCAUGAUGUUGAAAAUGCUAUUAUGGUAUGUCUGAAGUAUGCACCAGAUCGCCGUGGUGGAGGCGGACGCAAGAAGAAUGUAAAUUUAGAUUCAUGAACAUUAGUUUUCUGGAAAUACAAAGACAAAAAUAAUAAUUACAUCUAACAGUGGUUAGGUUUUUCAAUCUGAUGUAGUAAAGUUGGAGAUUUUUUGCAAACAUUGUAAUCAAAUAAAUGUUUUAGUGACUGAGUUACCAAUUUAAACUUGUGUGAAAAAGGAGUAAAGUGCAAUUUUUUUGGUAAUAGUUUUGAAAUACUGAGGGGUAAGUGACAUCAAGAUUGAAAACAGUUAAAUUGUAAUCAAAUAAAUGUUUUAGUGAC
This is a messenger RNA of Ruditapes philippinarum (Manila clam), 2733 nucleotides long. Its product is annotated as serine/arginine repetitive matrix protein 2-like. The coding region runs from base 620 to 2470 and encodes 616 amino acids. The record is from RefSeq and is a predicted model, not a curated record. The transcript is spliced from 9 exons. Lineage: Eukaryota; Metazoa; Mollusca; Bivalvia; Venerida; Veneridae.